Diospyros lotus (date-plum) is the source of this 2562-nucleotide messenger RNA. RefSeq names its product U-box domain-containing protein 13-like. NCBI's taxonomy places the organism in Eukaryota, Viridiplantae, Streptophyta, Magnoliopsida, Ericales, Ebenaceae. The transcript is spliced from 4 exons. Gene Ontology annotation, molecular function: protein binding; ubiquitin-protein transferase activity. The coding region runs from base 239 to 2212 and encodes 657 amino acids. Gene Ontology annotation, biological process: cell surface receptor signaling pathway; protein ubiquitination. Gene Ontology annotation, cellular component: cytoplasm; nucleus. The record is from RefSeq and is a predicted model, not a curated record.
CCCUGGUUAAGCUCUUGCUCACUAAUUAGCCGCGCCAGAGAAUCAAAGAGAAGGUCUCUCUCUCUCUCUCUCUCAUGGAGACGACUUCGACCUGGUUCUCCGCUGGCCGCAGGAUCAAUAAGCACCUCUAGCAAAGUCACCACCAACUCCGUCGCCAAUAUCGACACGGUUAACUCCAGCUAUUCGUCGAAGGCCUUGUCUCAUAUAGUCGGAUCUCCUUGCGAAGCUUAUUGAAGCCAUGGAGGAUGAGAAAGGAGCUCUGGUGCAGAAGUUGAUUGACACCGUCGACGAGAUAUCGGCAAUCUCAGACUACAGGUCUACGGUCAAGAAGCAGUAUUGCAACCUAGCCAGGAGGGUGAAGCUGUUGACUCCAAUGUUCGAAGAGAUUCGGGACAGCAAAGAGCCCGUCCCCGAAGAGUGCUUCAAAGGUCUAAGAUCCUUGAAGGAAGCUCUCGAAUCAGCUCGAGACUUGCUCAGAUUCGGAAGCGAAGGCAGCAAGAUUUACCUGGUCCUAGAGAGGGAUCAAAUUAUGGAUAGAUUUGGUGAAGUGACUGCUCGUCUAGAACAAGUUUUGGGUGCCAUUUCCUAUGAAAAACUGGAUAUAUCAGAUGAAGUCAAAGAACAGGUUGAGCUUGUUGUUGGUCAGUUCAGAAGAGCCAAAGGAAGAGUUGAUGCACCCAAUGUCGAGCUGUAUGAGGAUCUCUUAUCUCUUUAUGACAAGAGCAAUGACACAUUGGCUGAUCCAACAGUAAUAAGGAGAGUGGCUGGAAAAUUACAACUUAUGGGAAUAGCGGACCUCACCCAAGAAUCCAUAGCUUUGCACGAGAUGGUAUCUGCCAGUGGUGGGGAUCCAGGGGAGAGCAUAGAGAAGAUGUCAAUGCUACUGAAGAAAAUCAAGGAUUUUGUGCAGACUGAAAAUCCGAACUUAGAUUCUCCUGCACAGGAAAAGUCAAAGUGCAGUGGACAAGCGUCUGCAGAUGGGACCCAAAAAUUGCCUGUUAUACCAGAUGAUUUCCGUUGUCCAAUUUCCCUUGAGCUGAUGAGAGACCCUGUUAUUGUCUCCACGGGGCAGACUUAUGAGCGUUCCUGUAUAGAGAAAUGGCUGGAAGCAGGGCAUGGCACUUGUCCAAAGACGCAACAAACACUCACGAGCACUGCCCUAACCCCCAACUAUGUUCUGCGCAGCCUCAUCGCCCAGUGGUGUGAGGCAAAUGGAAUUGAACCACCAAAACGACCCAAUUCUCGACCCAAUAAGACUUUAUCGGCUUGCUCGCCUGCUGAACGAACCAAGAUAGAAACUCUUCUCCGUAAGCUUACAUCCAAUAGUCCCGAAGAUCAGCGGUCAGCUGCUGGUGAAAUUCGCCUUCUAGCCAAACGCAAUGCUGAUAACCGUGUCGCCAUUGCUGAAGCUGGUGCUAUUCCUCUACUUGUUGGCUUGCUCUCCACUCCUGAUUCCCGCACUCAAGAGCAUGCUGUUACUGCACUUCUCAACCUUUCAAUAUGCGAGGACAACAAAGGAAGCAUCAUAUUCUCUGGCGCAGUGCCUGGUAUUGUGCACGUGCUGAAGAAAGGGAGCAUGGAAGCACGAGAAAAUGCAGCGGCCGCGCUAUUUAGCCUCUCAGUUGUGGAUGAAAAUAAGGUCACGAUUGGUGGAUCAGGGGCAAUCCCGCCACUAGUAACCCUACUUAGUGAAGGUACACAAAGGGGCAAGAAAGAUGCUGCAACAGCAUUAUUUAACUUGUGCAUAUACCAAGGGAACAAAGGCAAGGCAGUGAGGGCAGGAAUUGUGCCCACGUUGAUGCGGCUGCUCACCGAGCCCCAAGGUGGAAUGGUGGAUGAGGCACUAGCAAUACUAGCGAUACUGUCUAGCCAUCCUGAAGGCAAGGCAGCCAUUGGAGCUGCCGAGGCAUUGCCAGUUUUGGUAGAGGUAAUUCGGAAUGGGUCAGCCAGGAACAAAGAGAAUGCCGCUGCAGUUUUGGUCCACCUCUGUUCAGGUGACCAGCAAUACAUGAUAGAAGCUCAGGAACUCGGAGUGAUGGGGCCGCUGGUUGAUCUAUCACAAAAUGGUACGGAGAGGGCCAAACGAAAGGCUGCACAGUUGCUUGAGCGAAUGAACAGAUUUGUCGAGCAGCAGAAGCUUGCCCAGGCACAAGCGGAGGCUCAGAACCAGCAGUCCCGGCCGCCCGCCUCAGCAAACGCUGUUGAUAGUUGAGAAUUUCUGUUCUCUCUCUCUCUCUUUCUCAACCAUGUUCUUCCGGUUCUUUCUUUGAAGUAUUUUAGGGGGGUUUGGCUUCAAAUUAGAAGGGGCAGGUGGAAGAUCACCACCCCCGCUUUUCUUUUUAUUUAAGUUAUUAUUAAUUGCUUUUGUUUUUUUGUGGGUUGGGGACCAUACUCCCAAGAAAUUUACCUACAGAAUUAGCAUCAAAGGAGAAAACAAAAUGAAGUGCUGAAAUGUGAUAACAUUUAAUGUUUUUGAGUGUACCUUUGUAACUACUAGUAGUACUACAACUGUAAGCAGCAUCCUCAGUUUUUUAAUUGAAGGAGAUGUUUCCCUUUAUUCCA